Paramuricea clavata is the source of this 1201-nucleotide messenger RNA. The record is from the annotation of a GenBank genome assembly. NCBI's taxonomy places the organism in Eukaryota, Metazoa, Cnidaria, Anthozoa, Malacalcyonacea, Plexauridae.
AUGAAAACAUUUCCUUGUUGGACGAAUGUUGUUUUAACACCUGACGACGUAGCUAAUGUACUAAGAACUCUUGAUAAUGACAAAGCUCAUGGCCCAGAUGGGAUUCCUGCUCGUUUACUAACAGAAACUGCAUCUCAAAUAGCUGCAUCUCUAUGUCAAUUGUUUAACAAAUCGUUGCGUAUCGGCGUGGUACCAUUUGAUUGGAAACUCGCUAAUGUUGUUCCUGCUCAUAAAAAAGGAGACCAGGAAUUUGUGGAAAAUUAUAGACCUAUAUCUCUGCUCUCUCUGGUUUCGAAAGUUCUAGAACGCUGUGUCUUCAAUACUAUUAAAGAUCAUAUUUUCUGUCGAAUAAAUCCUUGUCAACAUGGUUUCCUUCCCGGGAAAAACUGUGUGACCCAACUUAUCGAAGUUUUUGACAAGAUAGGAAAACAACUAGAUCGUGGCAAACAGAUCGAUGUAAUUUAUUUAGAUAUGUCAAAGGCUGUUGACAAAGUUAGCCAUAAACGUCUUCUUCUUCGUCUCCGUGAAUUUGGUUUUGGAGGCAACAUUCUCAACUGGUUCGGCUCCUACCUACAAGAUCGUCGUCAACAAACAACCAUCCUCGGUGCAACAUCUUUACCUAGUCAAGUAACAUCAGGGGUACCUCAGGGCUCCAUUCUCGGACCGGUGUUUUUGUUAUACGAGAAUGAUCUCCCUUCUUCUGUGAAGAAUUCAUCCAUUGCAACAUACGCUGAUGACACCAAAAUCUUCAAAGAAAUCCAUAAUAUCGGUGAUGCUGCAUUGUUACAGGGGGACCUGAGUAAUUUUGAGUCAAGUUCUUCAGAUAUGGGUCUUCACUUAAACUCUUCCAAAUGUAAAGCUUUGCGGGUCACCAGAAAACAUCGCCAGAUCAAGUAUCCAUACACCUUACAAGGUAGCAUGUUAGAAAACGUUGAAAAUGAGCGUGAUCUCGGCGUAUGGAUAUCAAACAAUUUGAACUGGCGCAAACAAGUAUUGGAACAAUGCUCAAAAGCAAAUAAAAUGUUGGGUUUCAUCAAAAGAUCAACAAGAACAAUCAAGAGCUGUAAAGCCCGUCGGACGCUAUAUAUCACACUUGUUCGAUUGCAAAUGGGAUAUGCUACACAAGUUUGGUCUCCGCAAACCAUCGACCUCAUCGCUCGCUUAGAACAUGUACAAAGACGUGCUUCUAAAUACAUUUUAG